Molecule: messenger RNA, 5841 nt
Organism: Ictalurus punctatus (channel catfish)
Lineage: Eukaryota; Metazoa; Chordata; Actinopteri; Siluriformes; Ictaluridae
Product: solute carrier family 35 member D3
Exons: 2
Coding region: 1760-2995 (411 amino acids)
Cellular component (GO): Golgi apparatus
Molecular function (GO): antiporter activity
Source: RefSeq, a predicted model, not a curated record
GGGGGGGGGGGGGGUUUGCUAGAAUUUAGUCACAUGACAUCUAAUAGGUUUUCCCACACAGGCAGACACUUAUAAAUCAGAUCCUGUACUGUUUUUAAAAUAAAAAUCCUGCUCUUUUUGUUUAUUUCUAACGGAUGAAAAAUCAAGGGUCUUUAUAUCCUUGGAUGUGUUUAAAGCUUUUUAAAAAAUGUAAGUAAAUUUACUGUUUCUCUCACUGCUGUUGAGAUGUUCUUUAUCUUCCCGCAAUCUCCAAAGGACUAAGAGGAAAAGUGCCCUUUUUCUCCCAGGAGGAGUGUGUUGCACUGAAUGCAAAUCACCAUGCGUAACAUAAUAAAGAUGCGAUCCCUCCUCCGUAAGGAUUUGCAGCCUGCAUUAAACGUGAAGAACAGGGAGCAAAUAUAUAAAGCCUAGACGUUAUCUCUUCUUCUUUCGGUUAACAUUCAUCUUUGAAUAUUGCCCAACAUCUUGCUUAAAUAGUAGUGGGGUCUGUGUGUGUGGAGGAGGGGGGUCAAUGUUCUUUUGACAAUGUAACUUUUCACAAUGUACUAUAUAUUGUGUAAAGAAUAAAACUAGAGCUGCAACUAACGAUUAUUUUCAUAAUCGAUUAGAUGGCCGAUUAUUUUUCGAUUAAUCGGAUGGGGCGGGGAAAACUUUUAAGUAAGUUUUUUUGUUUAUUUAAAAUAAAAUCCACAAACUGAGUGUUACAAAUAUAAAGUUCAGAGUAAAACUUUACACAACUGUUUGUCCAAUUAUAUAAGACUGAAAAGAACCCAGUACACACACACACACACACACACACACACACCAGAAUAUAGAUUAUUCAUUUAGGACUGUAGUUUAUUUCUGUGCUUUUUGUGCAUCCAUAAAAAUAAUGCAUAAAUACUUGUAAACUAAGUAUAUAACUAAGUAUAUAAACAGUAAAUUGUAGAAAGUCAUUGUCGGUGAUUGGAUAUUCUGGCUAGCGGCGUAUGACUUCAUGCGUCGUCGACUAGGAAGUGGAUUAUACUUCCGGGAAGUAAAAAAAAACUCGUUAGUGUUCCAUUUGAGACGAUAUUACCUUUCUAAAAUACAUACACUAGAUGGUAGAGUACAUGGUGCAUAGUGUAAGUGUACAGUUCGUCAUUUGGGGCACAAAUUUAGUAUUUACUCUCUGAAGCCUGUUUUCGGAACAGAAGUAAUGUAAUGAGUAAAUCUACCCCGUGCCGUGCGCAGUCAAUACUUGUAACCACAAUAUUUUUGGUUACUGCUGUACCUGUUUUCAUUUUCACACUGCUACAUCAUCGUGCUCUUAAUAAACUAUUCAAAUCUAUGGUAGUGGUGGUGGUGUUUCAAAAUAUAUAUAUAUUAUAAAGUAAGUGAAAGUAAGAUGAUUGGCUGCAGUGAGUCUCAGUCUCAAUCAGCCACGUGGAGCUGCAGGAGGCGCAGUGUGUGGCGCAUUGAGUUCAGAUCAGCACCUCCGGCGCGCGCACACACACGUACACACCCAGGGUAGGGAGGACACGCACACGCACACACACACACACACGCACACACAGUUUUUUUCCCCCUCUAAACCCGGACAGAGUGUAGAAUGAGAUAACAGGGCUGCAGGAAAUCCCCGGGAUUCGUGUCACCGGGACAGUGGGAUGAGUGAGUGUGAGUGGAUUUGGACUUUGAUGCAGCAUUUCGAAGAAAUUUCACCUGCCAGGUCUCAUUUAGCGCUCGGGCAGGAAGGAGACUGAAAUUUUCUAAACUGAAAAAAGAAAUAAAAAAGCGCACGAUGGAAGUUUGCAAAGGGAGAAUGCUUGGCAUCUCGGUGGCGAUCGCGCACGGCGUUUUCUCCGGUUCGCUCAACAUCCUGCUGAAGUUCCUCAUCACCACCUACCACUUCACGUACCUGACCCUCAUCCAGUUUCUGACCAGCUUCACGGCGGUGACGACGCUGGAGAUCCUGCGCCGGAUCGGUGCCGUGAACAUCCCGCCACCGAGCGCGCGCCUGGUCCGGGUGUUCGCCGGAGUGUGCGCGCUCUCCACGCUGCAGUCCACGCUCACCCUAUGGUCUCUGCGGGGCCUCAGCCUGCCCAUGUACGUGGUGUUUAAGCGCUGCCUGCCGCUCGUCACGCUCGCUGUCGGGGUGUGUGUACUGCGGGACGGAGCGCCUUCAGUCGGGGUCACCGUGGCUGUGCUCAUCACCACCGGCGGAGCGGCACUGGCGGGUGCAGGAGAUCUCACAGGCGACCCCUUCGGCUACGUGACAGGCGUUUUAGCUGUCAUUAUCCACGCCUCAUACUUGGUGCUCAUCCAAAAGACGAGCGUGGACAGCGAGUACGGCCCGCUGACAGCUCAAUACAUUAUCGCUUUGGUGGCCUCACCCGUGCUGCUUGUCUGCUCCCUCGUGAGCAUGGACGCCAUCGACAUGUGGACCUACGAGGGCUGGAAUAAUCCAUCCAUCACAGGAAUCUUCUGUGUCUGCGUCAUGAUUGGCUGCGCCAUGAACUUCACCACACUGCACUGCACGUACAUCAACUCGGCAGUGACGACCAGCUUCGUGGGGGUGGUAAAGAGCAUCGCUACCAUCACUGUGGGCAUGCUGGCCUUCAGUGAUGUCGAGCCCACCAACCUGUUUAUAGCCGGCGUGGUGGUCAACACCGUCGGCUCCAUCACCUACUGCAUAGUGAAGUACUACGAGACCCAGAAGAAGCUCAGCUACCAGGACAUGGACAAGACCGUGAAGGACGAGGAACCACCCGGAGAGCCGUACGUGGAUCCUCCUUCCAAACCUGAUGGAGAAGUGGAGAAUUUUCCAAACGGCUGCCUGACUGAAUCACAGGAAGACAGUGACCGGGGUCAUGUGUGUGAGUCUAUAGAGUUACAAACAUCAGCGCAGGUGCCAGAGAGCAAACCUGAAAACCAGAAUUUAAGUGACAAUUUUGUGGGCGUGUGGAGAUCAGUGCGCACCUUAAAGUUCCUUAAGAAAGACACUUUACUGGAUAACAUGGAGGUGCAGAGUCCUUGAUGAAGGUUAAGAGAGAUGCAUGCUAAGUUAAAACAUUCUCACAGGCUGACUGUGUGAGCAAGAGGAAUGUUGCCUUUUAUUACUCACUCUCUUAAACCUGGAUUUAUGGAAAGUUAGUAUUUUUUUAAAAAACACCUUAUGAUCUGUUUGUAUGUUGGCUGAAAUCAUAUAUUGGCUGUUUUUAAGAAUGGGAGUUUCACGAUGACUGAUCAGUUCUCGGUGUCUUAUAUGGCAGUUGACUGAUCCACAUUAAAGGAGUGUAUAUCAUCAAAAAAUGAAAUUUACACAGUUUUACUUAUAACUUACAGCAGAUGUAUUUGAUCAGCCAAGACUUGUUUAGUGUCUGAAGUUUGCUUAUUUAGCUCUGGCAAAUGUAGCUAGCAAGUAAUAGAUGUCUGUCUCACCCAAAAUUGUUUCUGUAAAUAUCUAUCUGUCUUAAAUCUGAUCCUGGUAUUCAGUGACAUCACACACGGACUUGCUGAUGUGGUUUAGGCAUGACACAGUCUGACGUCCUGUAAUCUAUAAACAUGGGCAAAUUUCACAGUGUAACUGAAAACUGUAACAGGGCGGCCAUCUUGGAUAACCCAAAAUCACUUUUCUCCUUCGUGAAAUUUUGCUCAUGCGCUCUUAGAAAGCGUUAUUCAAGUGAUCCGCUGAAAUUCACUGGAUAAUUAAGUAUUCUCAGCUUCCAAAAGAAUUCUGCUUAUAAUGUGUUUUGACAGCUAAACAGGUUCGAGAUUUUCUAAACAGGGUUUAGUUGUAUAUUCUAGACCUGACCUAUUCAAACUUUUUCCCAAUGAGGCCUACAUCUCAGUUUUUGGAGAACUUGCACUACUGUCACCACCAUCCUACGAAAACAAAGUUAUGUAUGUAUAUAAAAACAGGGAAUUUUGACUAUUUUUGGCCAAAAGUUUUCGAUAAACACAAAACAUCCAUUUAACUCGACAGAAAAUGAGGGUGUUGCAUCAGUGCAUCUUUCAAGCACUACAAUCACGGGCCAAAACAGUACAAGUGUGAAACGGGGGAAGGGGCGGGGCUUCCAGAGAGUGUCAGUUAAUAUCAGCGAGUUCAAAACACCUGUACAUGUCAGUUGGCUUUGUUGUUUUUUAUUUUAGAAAAAAAUAUGGCAUUUGGCAUGUUUUCCCCAUAUACUCUAACGUUAAAAUCUGGAUUGCAGAUACAGUCUUUUAAAAAUGUAUUUUUUUGGUAUUUUCCAUCUCACCCUCUAUUCUAGACAAACAAUAUAAUUUUUUUUUGAAGGUUUUAUAUUUUGUUAUAUUUUUUAGCUCCAUUUUAUGAAGCAAUAUCCUAUUGAUCAGACUUCAUUCUCAAGAAUAUUCUUCGGUUAUCUUAAAAAUACGCAAUAAUUAUUUAUUUUUAAAAUUGAUAUAAAUUCAUUAUUAUUUCAUUAUCAUGUGACGUGAUCACAACACGCAUUCAUCCAAAGCCCUCUUUGAUUCAUGUGCAUCGAACGUGAGUACAGCUAAAAGGUCUCAUUUACCAACAAACAUCACUGCAAUUUUGCCAAUUCAAGUAGUUUUCUGCAAAAAAAAAGCACAAAAAAAAAACCUCUGCAAGUUGUAUCACAAGUUUUGAAAAAAGCCACAGCAAAAUCAAGCAUUUUUUGGCUGCAACAAUCUCAUAAAAACUCAGCGAAAUCCUGUACAGACUGACUAUUAUGUCAAUUAAUAAUAACAAUGAUGGUUAUACAAAUCCUUUUUUUUUGGUUGUUUCAACCAUUAACAGUUUGGCAUCAUUUCAGGAUUCCAAAGUCUAAAGGAGGAAUAGAAUCAGAAAGCUGGAAGUGAUGCGGAUGAUAAAAUAGUUCUACACUGAACUUAAAUUUGUAAAUACAGGCUGCUUUUUAACAAAAUCAUUUAUUUAAAAAAAAGAAGAAGUUAGUUUUGUCGUUUGAGGCACUAUAUGAAGGUUUAAGCAAUGAUUUGUUGAAAAGAAUUUACAUGAGACUUAAAUUUUAUGUUAGCAAUAGUAGAAACACUGCGAUGGACUGGUGUCCCAUCCAGGGUGUAUUCCCGCAUCACACCCAGGGUUCCUAGGACAGACUCUCGGAUCCACUGAGACCCUGAUCAGGAUGAAGUGCUUACUGAAAGUGAGUCUGAAUAGAAUCAUAGCUCUGGUGCAAACGCAAACUUCACACAUCAGGCAUGUCUUGGCUCAUUGACUGUAUAUAAGGGGGAUUCCUGUGUAAAUUUGAUGUUUUGCCAAACCAUUCUUUUAAUGAGAAAAAUAUAACUAAGAAAAGAAUCAUUCCGAUUUUCUGAUCAUUUGUAAAUCUGAUUUCCUACCUAGUUUAUUUCUAGCAUUUUAUUUGUAUUUCCUGCACGCAUUUCGUCUGUCCCGGUCUGGGUUAUGUUCGAGCUGAGAAAAUGAGAUAUCAAAAAAAGAAGCGAUGGUUAUUAUGUGCAUGUGUUGUGUAAAAGUAAUCUCAAACAAGUUUUAUAGGAAACGCUCGAAAUGCUCAUGUCACCAUUACCGCUGGAGCGUUUAUCAGAGAUCCCUGCCAGCUGCCCUGCUCGCGCUGUCAUUAAUGAAUAGUUCUGAUUACACACGGAUGACUGUGAUAAGGGUAACUGAACAUGAAAACAAUCUGGAUUCACUCUGAAAGAUCCACUCGGGGGGGGCAAGAAGACAUUCCCUUAUCCUUUAUGUUGAAGUCAGCAUCAUUAGAUAAUAUUACCUCAGUUUAUAUAGUUGAGGGGGGUCCGAGUCGAGAGACGCCGGGAUGAGACCACCUUCUGAGACCAUUAGCACUGCGAUUCUUUUACUAUCUCUGACUCGUACGAGUAUGUCUUUGUGAUUAAAGGAGCCCAUGUAUGAACGUGAAA